Musca vetustissima is the source of this 1424-nucleotide messenger RNA. RefSeq names its product D-2-hydroxyglutarate dehydrogenase, mitochondrial-like. Gene Ontology annotation, cellular component: mitochondrion. Gene Ontology annotation, molecular function: catalytic activity; FAD binding. The record is from RefSeq and is a predicted model, not a curated record. The transcript is spliced from 5 exons. NCBI's taxonomy places the organism in Eukaryota, Metazoa, Arthropoda, Insecta, Diptera, Muscidae. The coding region runs from base 1 to 1422 and encodes 473 amino acids.
AUGGGUGUUCGCCACAAAAUCCAACGUGGUAAUUAUGGCGAAUUAAAUGGCAAAGAUGUUUCCAUCUUCGAAUCUAUUGUUGGCCCCACAAACCUCCUGCAAGAUGGCACCGAUGACUUGCAAGGUUACAAUGUGGACUUCUUGGGCAGUGUAAGAGGACGCAGUAAAUUAGUACUGAGGCCAGGCUCAACACAAGAAAUCUCCGAAAUUCUGAAAUAUUGUAAUGAACGACGUUUGGCUGUGUGUCCUCAGGGUGGUAAUACCGGUUUGGUUGGUGGUUCCGUACCAGUUUGUGAUGAAAUUGUCCUAUCAUUGGCACGUCUGAAUAAAAUUCUCAGUAUUGAUGAUAUUACCGGGAUCACAGCAUGCGAAUCUGGUGUAAUUUUAGAGAAUUUAGAUGCUAAAACAAGGGAGGCGGGUUUUGUCGUUCCCUUGGAUUUGGGUGCCAAAUCCAGUUGUCACAUUGGUGGUAAUAUUUCAACAAAUGCUGGUGGUUUGCGUGUGAUACGUUAUGGAAAUCUGCAUGGUUCGGUGUUGGGCGUUGAGGCGGUUCUGGCCAAUGGCAAGGUUGUCGAUUUGAUGUCGGACUUUAAAAAAGAUAACACUGGCUACCAUUUGAAGCAUCUGUUCAUUGGUUCCGAGGGAACACUGGGUGUUGUUACAAAAGUGGCCAUUCUGUGUCCAGCCAUUUCGGAUUCCGUCAAUGUGGCCUUUUUGGGUCUAAAUUCCUUCGAAGCUGUCAUGCAAACCCUGAAGAAUGCAAAACGCCAUCUGGGUGAGAUUCUAUCAUCUUGUGAACUUAUUGAUGCCCCCUCAUUGGCUGCCAGUGUGGAGAACAAUAAUUUACAAUCCCCCAUUGAAGGCUACCCAUUUUAUAUGCUGAUCGAAACCUCUGGAAGCAAUGCCGAUCACGAUAUGGAGAAGUUAAACAAUUUCAUCCAACUGGUUAUGGACAAGGGCGAUGUGGUCGAUGGUACCUGCACAAGUGAACCUAGUAAGAUGCAAGAAAUUUGGAAGCUAAGAGAAUUCAUUUCGACUGCCCUGACCAAGGAUGGUUAUUGCUUCAAAUAUGAUAUAUCUCUACCACUGCGUUCCUUCUAUGAAAUCGUUAACGUGGUGGAAAAACGUGUCGGCCAUUUGGCUAAACGUGUCACGGGUUAUGGUCAUUUGGGUGAUUUGAAUCUCCAUCUCAAUGUUUCCUGCGAACAAUAUAAUCCCGAAUUGUAUAAAUUAUUGGAACCUUUUGUCUAUGAAUAUACCGCUCAGCUGAAGGGUAGUGUUAGCGCCGAACAUGGUAUUGGCUUUUUGAAGACAAAAUAUUUGAAACAUUCGAAAGCACCCGAAGCCAUAAAUAUGAUGCGUGAAAUGAAACAGUUGCUGGAUCCUAAUUGUAUUUUGAAUCCUUAUAAGGUUUUGUAUUGAUU